AUGGACAGUCUGCCAACCGCCGUUACUCGUCUUGCGGUCCUCUACGCUGGAGUCAAGGUUACUCACGCGCUAUACAAAAUUGUCAGCUUCUGCGCCGUAUACCUGCGGCCGUCCCAGUUGUACCGUUAUGUUUACGACGAUGCCAACGGUAACCCACCUUGGGCAUUGGUGACAGGUGCCUCUGAUGGCGUCGGCGUCGCUUUUGCGGAUCAGCUUGCCGCCGCCGGGCUCAAUGUUGUGCUGCACGGGCGCAACAAAGCAAAACUGGACAGUGUCCGCAGGCGACUCGCGGAGAAGCACCCGCAACGGCAAUUCCGUCUGUUUGUGGCCGAUGCAACGCGCGUGUGCCACCCGGUGCUCACCGACGUCAACGGAGACAUUGACGGAGACGUCAACGCCAGCUUAUCUAUUGACAACCUCGUCGAAGCCCACUUGGGCGACCUUCACCUGACUGUGCUCGUCAACAACGCGGGCGGCGGUCUGCCUUCGCCGACGUACGGCUCGCUGGCCGAGACGUCGAGCACCCGCAUCGUGGAUAAUAUGAAUCUCAACGGUGUGUUCCCACUGGUACUCACGGCGCGCUUUCUCGAGCUGCUCCAGCGACGCCGACAGCAACCAACGUCAUCAUCUUCAAGCCCCGCUCUCAUCAUGAAUAUUGGCUCGUUAGCCGAUAUUGGCUUUCCCUUUGUCACACCCUACGCCGCGUCCAAGGUGCUAGUCAUGGCCGCCACGAGCAUGGCCCGCCGCGAGCUGGAGGCCCUCGGCCAGGGUGGCAUCCAGAUGCUCGCUGUGCGCUUCGGCAGCGUCACGGGUGUCAGCCACACCAAGAGUGCACCGAGCCUCUUGGUGCCGGACACGGAUACUAUGGCGCGCGCCUCCCUCGCUCGGACAGGCAGCCGCCGUGACGUUGUUAUUGGUCAUCUGCCACAGGCGUUACAGAACUUGGCACUUGGCCCACUUCCAGCGUCUAUGCUAGAACAAAUUUUUAAAAGCGUUAUGAUGGCACGGCGCACUAAGGAGAUGGAGGAGAUGUCGGAACAGAAGAAAUCGGAAUAG
Sporothrix brasiliensis 5110 is the source of this 1056-nucleotide messenger RNA. RefSeq lists its product as uncharacterized. The transcript has a single exon. The coding region runs from base 1 to 1056 and encodes 351 amino acids. The record is from RefSeq and is a predicted model, not a curated record. NCBI's taxonomy places the organism in Eukaryota, Fungi, Ascomycota, Sordariomycetes, Ophiostomatales, Ophiostomataceae. Gene Ontology annotation, molecular function: oxidoreductase activity. Gene Ontology annotation, cellular component: endoplasmic reticulum.